Rhizopus microsporus ATCC 52813 is the source of this 1185-nucleotide messenger RNA. RefSeq lists its product as uncharacterized. The record is from RefSeq and is a predicted model, not a curated record. Gene Ontology annotation, molecular function: dolichyl pyrophosphate Glc2Man9GlcNAc2 alpha-1,2-glucosyltransferase activity. Lineage: Eukaryota; Fungi; Mucoromycota; Mucoromycetes; Mucorales; Rhizopodaceae. The coding region runs from base 1 to 1185 and encodes 394 amino acids. The transcript is spliced from 7 exons. Gene Ontology annotation, biological process: protein N-linked glycosylation; dolichol-linked oligosaccharide biosynthetic process. Gene Ontology annotation, cellular component: endoplasmic reticulum.
AUGAUAUAUUUCAUAGCACAUAUAGCUAAUCUACUCUUCACUUCCAACUUGGUUUAUCGUCAUGUUCCUGACCCUUAUAUGGAUGAAAUAUUUCAUAUACCUCAAGCACAGCAGUACUGUCAAGGCAACUACUUUACAUGGGAUCCAAAGAUAACAACCCCACCUGGAUUAUAUAUCACAAGUAACGUACUGAUCUAUUUGAGUAAGAGCCUAUUUGAGUUGAAUGAUCUCUGCACUGUUCAUGCUUUACGUGUCACAAAUGCUUUAUUCUCUAUUGGAUUAUACCUUGUCCUUGCUGCAUUCUUCAAAAGAAAUAGACUUUAUGCAUUGACACUUGCUUGGUUACCUGUAAGCCACUUUUAUAGCUUCGUUUACUAUACAGAUUCGGGGUCCACUUUCUUUGUAUUGCUGUCUUAUUUACUGUUGAAGAAGAAAAAGUAUCAUCUAUCAGGCAUUGCAGGCAUGAUAUCCUUGACGUUUCGUCAAACAAAUGUUAUCUGGGUGUGUCUAUUCAUGAUGCUCACUAUUAUCGAAACACUUUCUUCUAAAGGCUUAUCGAACCCUUCCUUUGAAUCAAUAGACGGAUGGGAUAAAUCAAAUCAUAUGGCAGGUCUUCAUUUCCCGCAGCUAUUUUAUUUUACUAGCUUUUUAUCAUUUUUCACACUUCCCUUCUGGAAUAUUCAACAGAUCACCCAAUUUAUCUAUCAGUUGACUAUAAAGAGAGUUGUAUAUAGCUUGAUUUCUACAAUAAUUGCACUAUAUCUUGUACAUAAAUACACAUAUGAACAUCCUUUUAUCUUGAGCGAUAAUAGACAUUAUAGCUUUUAUGUUUGGAGAAAAAUUUAUAAAAGACACUGGUCUAUCAAGUACUUAUUGACGCCUAUUUACAUCAUCAGCGGUCAAUUCAACCUUCACAAGCUUGGCAAAGAGACUACCUUCUUGUUUAUACUUGGUUAUGUUAUCACGCUCAUCCUAACGCUCGUUCCUUCGCCUCUAUUAGAGUUUAGAUACUUUAUUAUCCCUGCUCUGUUCUACAUGAUCCAUACACCGCCUCCAUCUACUCGCUCUACAGUAUUAGCUCUCUUGUUUUACAUCUGUAUACAAGCAAGCACAAUGUAUCUAUUCAUCUAUAAACCCUUUGUGUGGCAAAACGAGCCCAAUGAGCUCCAAAGAUUUAUUUGGUAA